Laccaria bicolor S238N-H82 is the source of this 3642-nucleotide messenger RNA. RefSeq lists its product as uncharacterized. Gene Ontology annotation, molecular function: protein binding. The transcript has 12 exons. NCBI's taxonomy places the organism in Eukaryota, Fungi, Basidiomycota, Agaricomycetes, Agaricales, Hydnangiaceae. The coding region runs from base 1 to 3642 and encodes 1213 amino acids. The record is from RefSeq and is a predicted model, not a curated record.
AUGCUUUUCCCUCUUCCACCCCUCGAACGCGACACGACGGCCCAUGCUUCUCCUUCGUCUACGGUCCAAUCUAUGGAAUUGAGGGCGGGAGGUGUGGAUUGGGAGGCACCGAAGGGGUAUAUGUUCGCUUUUGGUAUGUGGAUUAUUGGUGGGUUUGACGAAGAGGACGAGGAGGAAGAAUCGCCAGUGCCCGUCGUCGCACGAGUCGGAGUCAGGUUCGGGCAUCCAAGCUAUCUAAGUCCGAUUACGCCAAUGCAAACCGGUUGUUCCUCACCCGGAAUAAUACCCUCAGAGAAACGUGUGCGACCUAGGACCCCCCAACCCGCCGAGUCUUCCAUCGGCAUAACAGUGACACAGCCUCCGACCACCGCCCUACCACUACCACAGUUGGCAGGCAACAUAGAACCCCCGGUGCUGAAUCCUCACGAUACAGAACCGACAUCUACGAAGCUGGAGAAAGUAAAGUUCGCGAAGGGCAAAUCUUUUAAGAGAGAUAUGGCCAUUCUCUCUAUCGCGUACACCCUUCAAGAAAGUCCCGAACUCAAGAGGCUCAUCCAGCUUAUCGUUGUCAUCCGCGAUAAGGACUCGGAAGGCCAACUUACCGAAAUUCUCGAAACCUGUGCUCGGUUCAUUGUUCAACUCGCAUCUGCUACUGAUGCCCAGCGUGCAGAAGCCACACGGGCGAUAACGGCCUUCAACGAGACAGUUGCAAAGCUGAAGACUAUCCAACUCAAUGGCAACGGAAAAUCCUUGGAUGCCAGUGGAUUGAUGGAUCAAGCCUUCAUUCGCCGUCUCGAGAAACUCAAACGAGCCUUGAACGAAUUUACAAAGACCCUCGGAAACAUAGCUGGAGAAUGUGACGAACUUAGUCGUCGCAAUUUGCUUUCACGGUACUUGCAACAAAGCGCUCACAUGGGUGACCUUCAAGCUAUCAGAAUAAGACUGAACGAUGCAAUCCAAUUGUUUCAGACCGAAAAUUCGGUCAAUAUAAAGCUGGACACCGAGGAACUUAACCGGAAAAUUGAUUUCGCGUCACUGAGCGGCCUGCCAAGCCAUCCAAGCUAUACACGCAACGAUUAUCUUGAGAAGAGUCGAGAUGACGUUAUACGUGAUGUUUCCGACUGGAUAGCUAACGCCCCAGAGUCUGUCCUGUGGGUACAUGGUGCUGCUGGCCUAGGUAAAUCGACUGUCGCUCAGGAACUGGUCCACCUUCUCAAAUCGGAGGAGCGCCUUGCUGGGGGCGUAUUUCUCACCAAUCUCACUACAGAGCCCCCCGAGAGGGUCAUUCAGAUGAUCUCCAGGCAGCUCGGCGCGAUGUAUCCGCGAGCCAUCAUUAACAUUGCUGACGCUGCAAGGACACUCAAUGGCCCGCACGACAGGCUCAAGGAUUAUUUCACAGCAUAUAUUCUCGACCCAAUCCGUGCACUAAAGUAUCCUUAUCAGCUUGUCGUUGUUGUCGAUGGUCUGGAUGAAUGGCGCAAUUAUGAGUCAUUCCUGGCAGAACUUGUGCACAUCCCAUCACCCUCUCCUUUAAAAUUUGUCCUGACAAGUCGCUUCAAUUACUCCAUUGAACGGGCGGUCGAUAAAAUGCCAACUCGCAAAUACCCUCUUCCACCGGCCUCACAGACAGUUAUUGCGCAUUACUUCCAUCAGCACUUCUUGUCAGGCGAUGUUGAUUGGAAAGGGCGCAAGCCCGAUGAUGUCAAAAUCCAUCGAUUGGCAGCUCGUGCAGAUGGUCUUCUUAUUUGGGCAGCAACCGCACGAUUAUUGGUAACAAAUAAAUUUGACACUAGAUAUCCGCACGAAAUACUCGACCAACUCCUGUCAUCUGAAGAGAAGGUGGUCAAUCGGAAAGAUGGUCCAGAAGAUGGGCAGCUUGAGCGCCUAUAUCGCGGUGCUAUUUCAACCCUUUUCCCACCACGCAUUCGAGGGAUACUCAGAGACUUCCUUGCGGCAACUGUAGUUCUUCAGGAAGCCCUACCAAUUGGUGAUUUUGCACAUCUCUUAGGCAUAUCUGGGCCUGCCACAGAGGAGAUUCACCAGCGGCUGGCAGCCUUGCAGACGCAGGGCGAUCCCAAAACUAAUCUCAUAUCACCAGCCUCACAACGAUUCCAUGCGUCAUUUAUUGAAUUCAUCACCACAGAGACUGUUGACCAGACAUUUCAAGCCAUUAGCGCUAUAGAAGCAAACUCUAUGCUGGCGAAGAGAUGCAUUGAGAUUGUCUUUGGCAAAUUACUCCCAUCUUCUCGGGGAAAGACUUGCACUUACACAGAGCUUCGUGGUGUAGAACCAUAUGUUGUCAAAUUUUGGCCUCUUCACUUUUCAAGUGGAACCCCACAUCAACAAUUGGCAGCACCAAGUGGUACAGUGGGUAUGGAUCUGAUAUCGGAGGAAGCGAUGCAUCGUUGGGCUACACUGUUUCUACCUUGUAUCGCAGCCAGAUUCCAGGGUGGCCAUGAUUCUCUUGAAGGCAUCCAAAAGUCUGUGCUACCUUAUAAGGUAGCUGUUAUGAUAGGGAAUCAAGAUGUCACCACACUGUCAUAUCACAUUCAGUGUCUCAAGAUUGCCACACAAACCCAGCCACAUGAUAAGGGGACAUGGAAGGCAUUAGGGUUUGCCUAUCGCAGAUUGCAUGAACAAAGCCAAUCUAACAGAGACUUGGACGAGGAAAUUACUGCAUUUCGUCAUGGUCUGGAACCAGCACCUCAUCCGGAUCACUCCCAGUCACUCAAUUACCUUGCCUAUUCCCUUAAAAGUCGUUUUGAUCGGCAGGGCGCUUCAAACGACCUUGACGAAGCAAUUUCCUUGCACCAAGAGGCACUUCUUCUUCGGCCAGCACCUCAUCCAGAACGCUCCUCAUCACUCAAUAACCUUGCUAAUGCCCUUCAAAGUCGUUUUGAACAGCAGGGUGCUUCAAAUGACCUUGACAAAGCAAUUUCCUUGCACCAAGAGGCACUUCUUCUUCAGCCAGCACCUCAUCCAGAUCGCUCCUCAUCACUCAAUAACCUCGCCGCUGCCCUUCAAGGUCAUUUUGAACAGCGGGGCGCUUCAAAUGACCUUGACGAAGCAAUUUCCUUGCACCGAGAGGCACUUCUUCUUCAGCCAGCACCUCAUCCAUGUCGCUCCCAUUCACUCAAUAACCUUGCCAAUGCCCUUCAAAGUCGUUUUGAACAGCGGGGUGCUUCAAAUGACCUUGAUGAAGCAAUUUCCUUGCACCGAGAGGCCCUUCUUCUUCGGCCAGCACCUCAUCCAGAUCGCUCCUCAUCACUCAAUAACCUCGCUGAUGCCCUUCAAAGUCGUUUUGAACAGCGGGGUGCUUCAAAUGACCUUGAUGAAGCAAUUUCCUUGCACCGAGAGGCACUUCUUCUUCGGCCAGCACCUCAUCCAGAUCGCUCCUCAUCACUCAAUAACCUCGCCGUUGCCCUUCAGAGUCAUUUUGAACAGCAGGGUGCUUCAAAUGACCUUGAUGAAGCAAUUUCCUUGUACCGAGACGCCCUUCUUCUUCGGCCAGCACCUCAUCCACGUUGCUCCCGGUCACUCAAUAACCUCGCCAUUGCCCUUGAAACUCGUUUUAAAUGGCAGGGCACUUCAAAUGAUCUCGACGAGGCAAAUUCCUUGCGCAGAGAGGCACUUCUUCUUUGA